ACGCGAAUGCGCUAUAGACGGCGGCGUGCGUAGCGAGUGGCUUCCAUCAGUGUCUUUAUAACUGCGCAAUAGGAUAUCUUUCAUCUCUCGACUCGAUCCUCACAAUGUUUUAUAUCUUCAUUUGUCAGAGUGGGUGGAAAGUAACACAAAGUUCAAAAUGCAUCAAGCGCCUACAGUUGUUUAGCAAUAUAUGUUGGUCAGCAGCAGAGAGGGAUGCAUCCCCACCUAUAAAAAGGUGUGCCAUUGAGAAGAGGACUGAAGAUGAAUUGUGAACUGUAGUUAUUGCGAGCCAUGGUUUGAUUGAUUAGCUGAGGAUGAAUAUCCAACAAAGCCAGUAGUCUUCCAAAAGAGUAUAGGAUGAUUUUCAGAAGACCCUUCUCCCUCAUUGGCUGGUGUGAAUUAAAUGGCGGUGUGGAGCCCCGCCCCUCAGGUCUCUGCACGUGGAUCAGUCUGGUGUUAGAGCCUCAUCAGAGAGGAGAAGAAACCAGGAGAAGAGGAGAGGGAAGAGAGGAAGAGGAGAGGAUUGGGGGAGACAAGGAGGAGGAAAGAGGAAAAGGGGGAGAAGGGCAGAUGAGGAGCCGAGGCCAGGGCGUGUGGAGCAGAAAGAACCCAUUACAGAAGAGACAAAAAAGAAAGCUAACAGAGAAGGUGGAUGCCUGUUCUGUUCAACGGGUCUUCAAGCUGAAGCGGGCUGUGGUCUCUCUCACUGAGUGGUAUCUUCACACAGCUGAGACCACAGAAUCUGUCCUCCCCCCCCCUCUCUCUCACAGCACUAAGCAGCCAGGUUGUGGUUCAGAGCAGACAGACAGGCAGACAGGUGCUACUGUGUAACCCUCUCAGUUCUGUAGUGGAGGGAUUCACUGACUCAGACCAGUGUGGCUGAAUGUAUCACCCAGCAGAGCAGUAUUCUGGGCGGAACACCAGGGACCCUGCUGGAGGACCUCACAGAGGAACAUGGGCCCCUAUCAACAGUCGCCCUUGGGGGCCUCCGAACAGAUACAAUGGAGGAAUCACCCAAUCCCAGCACCCAAACAAAAUGUACAACGGCAGGGGGGACAGGCCACCCUUCAAUGCCCAGGGAAGGGGCUCUCAGCGGGACCAGAGACCAGCACCACGACCCUGGGACCAGAAGGAGUAUGAGAGCCAGAGCUGGCACCCGGACCUCCCGCGCUCAUUUCAAAACCAUAGCCGCAGCCAAGCUGGACCAAGGGACCCGUACAGCUGGGACUCCUAUAACAGCCAGUCUCACCGGUAUGGAGGUCCCGUCCAGCACCAUCGGCCUAGAGACACCCCAAGAGACCUGGGUUCCCCAGCAGACAGGUGGACCCCCUCAGAUCGCUCCAGGGCCUUCCCAGGCAGGAUGACAGACCAGGGACCAUGGAAGCGCCUGGCCCCCCACCAUCACAACCAGCACCGCGACCAGCCACCACGCCGGUCCCCACCCUCGCCACCCCCCCCUACCCCCAGGGAAGACUGCCCUGCCAAGAGGAGCCGGAGCUCGGGCCCUGAACAGGCCCCUCUCUGUGGAUCAAAGCAUUUAUCUGGCACAGACCAGCCCCCAUCACCAACCCGCUACCCUCCCCCCAAACAAGGCUUCUGCAACCAAUCAUAUGACCGGCCAGGACCUCGCACCCAUUCUGACAGGAGGGCCUCUUCUACAGAGUUGCAACAUGAACCCAAUAAAUCAGGAUCAGGGGUGGGCAGCUACAGAACCCAUCAUUCUACCCCUUCUCCAGUUCCCCAGCCGCCCUCUGCGGGCCAAGGCUCGCACCCUCCCUCCAAUCCCCGUCCACCUCCCGCGUCCCGCUCCUCACCAGCAGACCACACCAGCGUGCCUUACAGCCAGCACCACCACCAGCACCGCCCAUCCUCCCCCCCAGUCCCUCGGCACAGCCCACCACCUCCACGCUCCCACAGGCAGCAGAGGGAUCCCGCCUCCUCCCAGGCCACAGAGCCUCCCCACCGCAACAGCAGUCACAGAGAUGGAGGCUCAACCACAUUAAACUCCUCUGGCCUCCCCGGGUCCACACUCACCGGUGAGGCCAGUGCCAACAAAGACACGCCAACCAAUCAGAGGAGUCCUGUCAAUGGCACCCCCCGCAAACGGGGUCCGAGGACCCCCUCGCCCAGUCCAACACCUCCCUCGCUCUCUGCUUCGCUCCCAGGGCCGGGCCCAGGGCCUCAGGGGUCAGAGGUGAAGCCCGGCAGGACUUCGGAGGCGCAUGCCUCACUGAGCUCUCCCCAUGACGGGCCCACGGUCUACAGCAACACUGUCAAGAAGCCCAAGUUGCCGCCUCGUGGACACAAACAGACGAAACACAAGGACAAGGAAAGGAGAGCAGAUGGAGGUGAGGAGGAAACGAGGGAACAGAUGAGGAGGAUGGAGGAGAGGAGGAGGAGAAAGGAGAAGGCAGAGAGAAGGGGGAAUAGGCUGAAGAUUAAAAACCUAAAAGGGGUGGAACUAAAGGGCACAGUGGAACGAAAGAAGAAGAAAGAUGAAGGGAGGAAGGCAGAGAAAAGGGAGGAGAGCCUUCAGGAUAAAAAGCUGGGAAAAGUCGAGGGGGGAUCUUCGAAGUCCCCACGUAAAUCAUCCCUCCAUCAGUCAGAACGACCUUCACACCCGAAGACUCAGUCUGGAUGUGAGGUUCCAGGCCAACCCUGCCGAACAUCAUCAACCCCAAGCAAACACAGACACAGAGAGAAGGGCCAAGCAAGAGGUGGGACGUCCCACGACCACAGCUCUCCAAAUACCUCAGAGACAAUCCCGCCUGCCAUCCACCCUAGCCAGCCCACACUCUCACCCCAUCCAUCCAAACACAAAGUAUCUGAGAGGGGAGGGACCCCGAACAAAUCAAAUCCCAAACCCAAUGUCAAGGGCUCACCACUGCCAACCUGCCCCUCCCCCUCUACCACCAAUAUAAGCACCAGCAAGACCAGUAAGACCAGCCUCCAGCCCGCCAGCCCUCCAACACACCCUAAAAGCAGCCCAGGAAGGAGACUUGAUUCCACCCCCUCCACGCUCUCAUCCAAAGCCCCAACAUCUCCCGCUGAAGCCGGGUCACAGGAGUCUAUCCGGGCCCAGCAGAGCCAGACACAGACAGUGGCCGUGUCUCCAGAGGGGGGUGUCCUGAGGGCCCCAGAUCUGCAGCCUGCAGCGGGGGUGGGCAGUGGGGAGGAGCUGGGAGACAACCCCCCAGCCAGCCCUCCGGUUCUCAGCUGGCAAGGCUCCCCCGCAUCAGCCCUGAGUGAGGAAGAAGAGGAGGAGGAGCUGGGAGUAUUGCAGAGACCUGUCCUUCAGCCAAGCCCCACCCACAGCCCAUCCUUCUCACCCCUCCACGGAGACUCGGAGGGUGUCAGUAAGAAGGUAGAGGCCAAUCAGGGGAGGGGCAAUGAUGACCUUUGCCAUAGCGACCUGGCCAAGCUCUACGGUCUGCCUGACACACCCAAUGGUGUGGAGGACGAGGAUGAGGAAGGGGAGGACAGUAGCGGGGACACCUCGUGCAGCUCUCUGCCUCCGUGUCGGCCACACCUCCACCAGACAGGAGUGUCUGAUGUCUUCAAGUCUUUGGCUUCGUACCUUGGGGGCCAGCGCUACACAUAUCGGGGAGGUCCGUUUGGCCGUCCUCCCGCCAGCUCCAUGGGAGGAGUGAAGUACUCCUCUUCUCUCACCAUGGAUCCAGAAACCAACUGUCAGGACCAACAAUGCCCCUCCCCCACAACUGACUCCAGCACACCCCCGAGACUGACCACUCAAUCACCAACUCACUCUACCUCAGAUACACCUUCCAAACCCCACCCUCCCCUAGACCUCGACAAACCUCAGCUCUCCGUUGGGGAGCGCACAAAACAGAAGCAUGCAAGGCUGGUGGAGAUUCAGAAUGAGAGGAAAAAGGAGAGGAGCAAGGGUGCAGACAGUGAGGUCACAGCGGGGUCUCUGAGAGCUGAGCUGAGACUGACCACCACACACCGGCUGUCUGCUAACAACAAACAGGAUCGGGGACUGAAGGAGGUGCGCCGGCAGACCGAUAGAAAGAGGGAGCAGAACAGUUCGGAUGGACGCAGGGACGGAGAAGCGAGGAGCAAGAGAAGAAAACAAGACCACAGCAUCAGUAAUCAUCACAGCAGUGGAGGCAACGACAAGAAAAAGACAGAAGAAAAGAGUGACGACAAGUGUACCUCGGUUAGCUUGCCGUCCUCAACACCUCCCCACAGUAGCCCCGCCAAGCAGCUCAGAGACAGGAAAAGCCGUCAGAUUCAGGGGAACAUCCAGAGCAAAGACAUCCAGAGACAAAGAAACAAGGAGAAUUCUGAGCAAGGGUCACAAUCAACCAAGACUAAGGGGGAGAGAAGCAGUGAGCCUGAAACCAAAAGGUCCACACCAGCCGGCAACAAAGACGCGGCAAGCGUAACCAACAGCACCUCCUCUACUGUUAGCACAUUACCCACCCCGACCCCACCUGCCCCCACAGUGAGGAGGACCCCGUGUCCCCUGGCCGCGGCUGACUUCCUGAAGCUGAAGGCGCUGUCCAUGGGCCCCCCCAAAGAGCUGAAGGUCCAUCUGAUCAAGGUGGAGAGUGGUGACAGAGAGACGUUUAUCGCCUCUGAGGUCGAGGAGCGCAGGAUCCCACUGGAGGAGGUCAGCAUCAAGAAUACGGCCAGCGAGGUCAUCAGGGCCUGCAAGGCAGCAAAGGUGAAGGGAAAGUUCCGGGAGUCCUACCUGCUUCCUGCAUUCUCUGUCAAGCCAGUCCUCAGUACCAUCACACCCAUCGCUCGUGAGAAACUCAGUCCCCCCACACCAAGCAUCUAUUUGGAGAGUAAGAGAGAUGCCUUCUCCCCAGUCCUGCUCCAGUUCUGUACUGACCACAAGAACCCUGUAACAGUCAUCAGAGGCCUGGCUGGGUCCCUCAGACUCAACCUGGGAUUGUUUUCCACUAAGUCUUUGGUGGAGGCCAAUGCAGAGCAUGCUGUGGAGGUGAGGACCCAGGUGCAGCAGCCGGCUGAUGAGAACUGGGACGCCACUGGUUCCGUGCAGACCUGGCCCUGCGAGAGCAGCCGCUCACACACCACCAUUACCAAGUAUGCCCAGUACCAAGCCUCCAGCUUCCAGGAGAGCCUCCAGGAGGAGAAGGACAGUGAGGAUGAGGAUGAGGAAGAACAGGAAGAGAAAAAGAUGCCGUCCAGUGACCAAUCAGCCAACCCCACUACAGUCAUCAGCAAAACCAGCCCUACUAUGGUCACUAGCAAAUGUAACCCCACCGGUGUUGCUAGCAAAGUCGGCCCUAUCCCUAUAGCUAACACACUCAGCCCGGAGGCUAAAUCAACCGGAAAGAUCAUCAAAUUCGGGACAAACAUCGACCUGUCGGAUCCCAAGCGGUGGAAGCCACAGCUGCAGGAGCUGCUAAAGCUGCCGGCAUUCAUGCGGGUGGAGUCCAACGGGAACAUGCUGAGCCACGUGGGACACACCAUCCUGGGCAUGAACACCGUUCAGCUCUACAUGAAGGUCCCCGGCAGCCGAACGCCUGGCCAUCAGGAGAAUAACAACUUCUGCUCGGUGAACAUCAACAUUGGCCCGGGGGAUUGCGAGUGGUUCGCUGUUCACGAACACUACUGGGAGCACAUCAACAACUUCUGUGAGAUGCAUGGAGUGGACUACCUGACGGGAUCCUGGUGGCCCGUCCUGGAGGACCUGUACCGCACCAACAUCCCGGUCUACCGUUUCAUCCAGAGACCGGGGGACCUGGUGUGGAUCAACGCAGGGUCCAUCCACUGGGUUCAGGCUGUGGGCUGGUGCAACAACAUUGCCUGGAACGUGGGACCUCUUAACUCGUACCAGUAUCAGCUGGCUCUGGAGCGCUUUGAGUGGAACGAGGUCAAGAAGGUCAAGUCAAUCGUUCCCAUGAUUCACGUCUCCUGGAACGUGGCCCGCACUAUCAAGAUCACCGAUCAAGAGACCUACAAGAUGGUCAAACAUUGUCUCCUGCAGUCCAUUAAGCACAUUCAGAUUCUGAGGGACCAGCUGGUUGCAGCAGGGAAGAAGAUCUCUUAUCAGAGCCGUGUGAAGGACGAACCAGCCUACUACUGCAAUGAGUGUGAUGUGGAGGUGUUUGACUUGCUGUUUGUGACCAGUGAGUCUGGCAGCAGGAAGACCUACAUGGUACACUGUGAGGACUGUGCCCGGACCGUCUCCAAGAGCCCCUCACUGGCUGGAGUGGUGGUGCUGGAACAGUAUCGCAUGGAGGACCUAAUGAGAACCUACGACAGCCUCUGUGUGACUCCAACACCUUGCUCUAAGUGAGGCCUCCUCCCUGUUGUCCAACAGCCAUAACCAAAACUCCUACUCAGUGGCAGCAAAGACAUUGUCUUCAAAGGAAUUCUACUACUGCUAACACUUGGUGAACAGCCAACCAUGUUUACUCAGUAUUGUUUACAUCACAAUAAGAUAUCGGCCGUCAGCCAAUUGAAUUCCAGCUCACUGUUGUCUUCCCCUCCCACCAGCUGCUGAUUGGAUUUGAGUCUUGAGAUAGAAUGACUAGACUGGUACUACUACUCGUUAAAAACAUGUCAGAUUACUAGAGAAAAUGUGAACAUUGUUAGCACUGGAAAUCAGGUCUUAUUUAAAACGGACACUGCUGUGAUUCAAAAGCGUCAAGUAGCCAGUAUAUGGUGCAUUAAUUCAGGUACUUUUAUGCAAAUCCAAUGGAACUUUUUUUACACCAAUCUAGUUAUUCUAUGUCCAUGAAUUUACUGUGUUGCUACGGUAACAGCAGGGGAAUCGCUUCACUAGCAAAGUAGCUGAUAGUCUCAAUGAAAUUACAUUGUUUUGGUUUUGUUUUCUAUUCAGGUGAACUCUGACAUUUGUAAUUCCUGUCUGUAUACUCUUUGGGUGCUAUUUCCAUUUUAUUUAUUCUGAAGUAGAUAUUUCAAAAGUUUCUCAGCCUAGAAGUACACCACAUUGGCCUUGCGGACUGUAUUUAGAUGAAAAGAGAAUUAGAAAAUCAAACAUGCAGACAAUUUUCUAAAACAUUAGGAAUAUUCAUUUAAGAAAUUGUUGUAAUUUCUCUCAAAUACGGGUUUUCUAGAGAACUAAUCUGGUUUCACUCUCUAGUGUGUUUAAUCUAGUGUGUUUUAUUGUGAUUUUAUUGUUUUGCAUAAUCCUGAAUAAUGUUUGGUAGAGAGAGAUGUGGUUGCUACAAUACACCCUUAAGAAGAUCCUCUUCCUUUACCUUUUUCUGUUCAUAAUGGGAUCAUUCUGCCUGUUUUUAUACCUCUUUUGGUUGCUAUGUCCUUUUCUGGAUGACAGAAGAAAAAAAACGAAGAAUUGUAAAUUGUGACUUUAUUUAUACUUGUAUAUGUUUGUUUUCUUAAAUGUAUUUAUUGCAUAUUGAUGGUGCUUCUCUGGGGACACCAGCUAUUUUUAAAGUUUCCUAUUGUGUGUGGACAGGGACGGGCAAGUAGGGGAGGUUGGAUUUUAAUGGUGCUCAAAACCCUUUUGCCUCGCCACCCCCUCAUUGACUGUGUAUAAAUGAUCUAUGAAUAUAAGUAAAUGAAUAUAACUUAAACCGAGAGGUUGGUGCUUAGGACCGCGUCGUUACGCUUACCGCUGAAUCAUUAGAAUGAUGUAUUUGUACUGUAUCUAACUGAUAAACACCAUACCUUUUUCAACUUUUUUGCAUUGUAUGAAAUUCAUAAAAGUGUGUUCCAUUUGUGAUUUUUCUGAAGAACAUUAGCAGUAGUGGUAGUUUCAGCUACUUUUGAAAGAGACUAAGGGAUGUGUAGUGAUGUCUGGGUUUGGGUUUCUUCAGUGUCCUGUGCUCAUGAGUAUUAUUUAAAGGUUGUAAUCUGACUUCCCUCCCUCUGGAUGGCUUUAUUUAAGCUGCACUGUUAAAAAAAAAAAAAAAAGAUAAAAAA
Esox lucius (northern pike) is the source of this 7908-nucleotide messenger RNA. It is a transcript of the gene kdm6bb, whose product is annotated as lysine (K)-specific demethylase 6B, b. The transcript is spliced from 24 exons. The record is from RefSeq and is a predicted model, not a curated record. Gene Ontology annotation, molecular function: chromatin DNA binding; histone H3K27me2/H3K27me3 demethylase activity; RNA polymerase II cis-regulatory region sequence-specific DNA binding. Bases 884 to 6295 code for a protein of 1803 amino acids. Gene Ontology annotation, biological process: heart development; regulation of gene expression. NCBI's taxonomy places the organism in Eukaryota, Metazoa, Chordata, Actinopteri, Esociformes, Esocidae. Gene Ontology annotation, cellular component: MLL3/4 complex.